UAAACGUGAUAUAUACACACACUACACGCACUUUGAUAGGGUUUUUUUUGUUCUUUCUUUCAAGUGGGAAAGAGAGACUUCACAGAGAGACAAAGAGAGAGACAGAGAGAGUAUGGCAGCUGGAGAAGGGAACGGUGUGGUUCCAGUUGAGAUGGAAGGAGCUAAUAGCAAUAAUAACAACAAUAUAUCAAGUGUUAUAUCUGGAUGGUUUUCAGAAAUUAGCCCAAUGUGGCCUGGAGAAGCCCACUCAUUGAAGGUGGAGGAAAUACUAUUUCAAGGGAAGUCUGAGUACCAAAAUGUUAUGGUCUUUCAGUCUGCCACGUACGGGAAGGUCCUUGUUUUAGAUGGAGUCAUUCAACUCACUGAGAGAGACGAAUGUGCAUAUCAAGAGAUGAUUACUCAUCUUCCACUUUGUUCAAUUUCAAAUCCGAAGAAGGUUUUGGUUAUCGGAGGGGGAGAUGGUGGUGUCUUGCGGGAGGUGUCUCGCCAUUCUACAGUUGAGCAGAUAGACAUCUGUGAGAUUGAUAAGAUGGUAGUUGAUGUGUCUAAACAAUUUUUUCCUGAGGUUGCCAUUGGAUAUGAGGAUCCACGCGUGAAGCUACACAUUGGUGAUGGGGUUGCAUUUCUAAAGGCUGUUCCCGAGGGCACAUAUGAUGCAGUAAUAGUGGACUCUUCUGAUCCCAUAGGUCCGGCACAAGAGCUCUUUGAGAAACCAUUUUUCAAGUCGGUAUCAAAAGCUCUUCGUCCUGGAGGUGUUGUUUGCACUCAAGCUGAAAGCAUUUGGCUUCAUAUGCACAUAAUUGAAGACAUUGUUGCAAACUGCCGCCAAAUUUUCAAAGGCUCAGUCAACUAUGCAUGGACAACAGUUCCCACGUACCCAAGUGGGGUUAUUGGUUUUAUGCUCUGUUCUACUGAUGGAGCCCCAGUUGACUUUAAACACCCGGUGAGCCAGAUAGACGAGUCUGCCCGACCACUGAAGUUUUACAACCCUGAAAUUCACACAGCUGCUUUCUGUUUACCAACUUUUGCUAAGAAGGUGAUUGAGGCGAAAUCUGUAUAGGGACCAUUUUUUGGAGCAUUGGAGAAUUUCACGAUUAAGCUGUUGUAGAGUUCUCGACUUUGUGUCCUCAGUGUGAAGCAGUCCUAAAAUCAGAAGGAUAUAUGUGAACAGAUGUGCCCACGCUUUAAUACAAAUGCAAGUGAUGGAAUCUACAAGACCGAGUCUUGAGCUUUUGACAUUUAUCCUUAUAGUUCUUUGUUGAGAGAAUUUAUUUCCAAAUGAAAUUUGAUAAUUCUUAUGUUAUGUUGAGUUUUGAGUUUUUA
This is a messenger RNA of Daucus carota subsp. sativus, 1323 nucleotides long. RefSeq names its product spermidine synthase 1. Bases 113 to 1060 code for a protein of 315 amino acids. NCBI's taxonomy places the organism in Eukaryota, Viridiplantae, Streptophyta, Magnoliopsida, Apiales, Apiaceae. Gene Ontology annotation, biological process: polyamine metabolic process. Gene Ontology annotation, molecular function: catalytic activity. The record is from RefSeq and is a predicted model, not a curated record. The transcript is spliced from 9 exons.